Messenger RNA from Paramecium octaurelia, 704 nucleotides. NCBI's taxonomy places the organism in Eukaryota, Ciliophora, Oligohymenophorea, Peniculida, Parameciidae. The record is from the annotation of a GenBank genome assembly.
AUGAUAGAAAUAUAAGGGAACUUUAUUGGAGAGCUUGCUAUUAUACUCAAAACAUUGAAAAUUGUUAUCAUUUGUUGUAGAAUUACUAAGGCCCAGGGGAUGAAUCAUGUAUAUUAUGACAUAUUGGACUCUUAUGUGAAUAGUGUGAUUAAUACGAUUAUAGAGGAAAUGGGUCAUAUUCUGUAAGUUCAGCAUAUUCAUGCAGAAGUCGCGAUAUAAUAGCUUAUAAUGUUAUAACAAUAAUUUGUUUGAGCCAUUGGACCAUUAUUUCAACAUUGAUGUCAGUGAUUAGCACAGCAGAAAUGAUUGAAGAAUUUUUAAAAGGUUUGAGUUUGAAAGCUUUUGGAAUUGGAGGAACAAUAAAAUAAACUUAAACAGCAAUUCUUAUUACAGUAUUUAAAAAUUAUCUUCAAAUUAUUUCAACUAUUUUUACCUUUUAAUUGCAGGUUCCAAUUGGAAUAGCAUCAUUAGUAAAUACUGUUGGUAACACUAUUGAAUCACUAGCUUAUUCAUUAGAUUGCUUUUUAGUUUCGAUCAAAGAUAUAUUGAUAAUAUACUUUAGAAUAAUUUGGAGCUUAAUUAUGACUUCUACUUAUAAAACAGUUAUUUUUUGUUUAUUUGGAAUUGGAAUAGUUAUAAAGCUUAUUAAAUGCAAUUUUUCAUUUAUUUCUCCAAUCUUGAGAAAUCGUUUCGCCGUAUUUUGA